AUGGGGGCUGCGGCGCGGCCCGUUCAACGAAUGGGAUUCAUAGUCCUGGCUCGUUGUGUGCUGCAGGGCUCAAGAACAAACAUGAGUACAUGGAAGGCAUGUGUGCCGGGCGGGCGCGCUCUUUUUUUGCUGGAAUCACCGCUCUGUGUGAAUUGGCGGGUCCAUAUGGCAGAUGUGGUGAGGGAUGGUGGUGGGGUGGGCGCUGAGCUGUGGGAUACGAGCUUUUGUUUGAUGCGGGCUGGGAGGUACUUGUUUCACCUCGAGGGGAGUAGGAGUGGUCUGGCCCAUGCUGUGAUCGGCAUGUGCUGGCCUUCGCUGCCCCUUUUUGUGAGGUCGGUGGGAAUGGCGCGAAUCGGGGCAUCUUCUUGUGGCAUUUGUGAUAGGCGGUCAUCACCCUCGCGCAAUGGAGUCUUUACGGCUUCCUGUAGCUUUGAAGAUUUCGACCGUAUUUGUGGAUAG
Molecule: messenger RNA, 459 nt
Organism: Ostreobium quekettii
Lineage: Eukaryota; Viridiplantae; Chlorophyta; Ulvophyceae; Bryopsidales; Ostreobiaceae
Source: the annotation of a GenBank genome assembly